Molecule: messenger RNA, 7838 nt
Organism: Musca domestica (house fly)
Lineage: Eukaryota; Metazoa; Arthropoda; Insecta; Diptera; Muscidae
Gene: anne
Product: polyamine-transporting ATPase 13A3
Exons: 10
Coding region: 2773-7581 (1602 amino acids)
Biological process (GO): intracellular calcium ion homeostasis; polyamine transmembrane transport
Cellular component (GO): membrane
Molecular function (GO): ATP binding; ATPase-coupled monoatomic cation transmembrane transporter activity; ATP hydrolysis activity
Source: RefSeq, a predicted model, not a curated record
GUUGACUUUUUUCUGCACACUCACAUCGUAUCGUACUUGUAUUUUCGCAUUGAUUCGAAGGAAAAAAAGAAAGAUUAUCCAAAUAAAUUACAUUUUAACUCAAUGUUAAUGAAUAAAACCCACGACGAAAAAGUUCUAGCAAAUAAAAGCAAUGAUUGCUAAUGUGUAUAAGUGCAAAUGUCAAAAGUAUUGUGAUUUUAACGGUCAAGUUAUGAGAGAACAGAAUUAGAAUAAAAAAAAAAUUUUUCAUCCUCAUGCUUUUGCUUGUGAAACAUACUUAUAUAUAACAGAAGAAGGAAAGUUUGACGUCGUCGUUGAUGUGAAAGAAGAAAAAAAACGAAACGAAUCAAAAAAAUGGUGAAGCAAAAAUUAUACGUAACCAAAAAAUGUAUGAAAAAAAUGAAGUGUUAUCUUGUUAAUUGAAAUUAAAGAAAUUCAUAAAAUUUUUGUGUUUGUUGAGACAAGCAGACACAUAUACACACACAAGGAAAUCACGCCGCAGCAAAACGAGCGUGGCAUCAUCAGCAUCAUCAUCGGCUACACCACCUCCUCCAUUGAGUGCCAAUUCCAAGAGAGAAAACGGCUUGAUUGCGAACGAAUUCAGUUGAAUAUAUACCGGCAAACGUGUUGGAUGUCUGGCCUGAAAUAGGAGCAAAAGAGAAAAAAAAACGCCUGAAAAUAUGCUAUAAUAUAUAUAAAGGAAUUGCAAAUGUUAAAAUAUAUCACAUUGUUAAGGAACCAAAUUUACUUUCGAAACCACAAUUAAAUCAAUCAAAUCCAAUGAAACGACGAAAUUGAAAGAAAAUCUCCACAAAAGAAAUAAACUAUCUAUCCAACAAACAUCAGCAAGUGCCCGGAAAAUUGUGCGAAAUGAAUAUGAAGAUUAUUCAGAGUGUGCAUGAGAAACAAAAAUUUAAAUCUUUAUCAAUGCAUACAAUUAGUAAACGUAAUAAGCAAUUAAUUAUUAAUAAUUUAUUAUUAAAUUUAUUUCACUCCUCAAACCUAUUAGUUAUAGUUCAGCAAUUUAUAGAACAAGAGCUGUUGUCGUUUGAUGUUAACAAAAAUUCUAAGUUUAUGUGUAAUUUUAUGUAAACGAUAAAACAGCAAAGAGAAACUUCAAAAAAAAAUCUCCAGAAAAGUGCAAGAAAUAAUUACAAACAAUUAAGAAAGCGAUAAUACAAAAAACUGAAAUUUUGUGAAAAUCUAAAAACAGAACCUUAAAAACAAUUAUCCCCAGAAAAAAAAAAAAAAAAGAAAACAAUUUAAAAAGUCAAUACCCCCCACACACACACACAAAUUCUAUUUGUCAUUAUUGUAACCCAGUACUUAAGCGCUUUUAACAACGCUUAUUAAACAAAGUUUUGUCAAUUUUUGUUUAAAUCGUAAUGCAUUCAGUUCAAAGUUCAAAGAAACAAUUAAAACUGAGAAGUAGACAACGAAGACAUCGUACUAGCCACGACGGUGUACGAGCAGCAAAAGCAGUCGAAGUAACACCAGCACCAGCAGCAGCAACAACCCGAAAUCCAUUGUACAGCAAAUCAAGCCGAAGGACCACAUUCUUUGGUGUUAAAUCAGUUCCUAAAAUUCCAACCAUUGUGCAUGGCAUUGUAGUCUCGAAUCUGUCACUGGUGUUGUUGCAAAAAGAAUACAUUGAACAAUUCUAUUUUGAGAAACGCAGCGGCGGGGGAGGACCCGAGGAUCCGGACAUACUAGGCAAAUGUCAUAUGUUGGCCAAGUCACGGCAUCUGUAUCAUGGAUGAUUGAUAAUCAAGGAUAAAGAUUGCUGGUUGCCCAAGACAUUGGCAGCCUGGCAAUAUUUGUCAACGGUCAAUUUAAGUUUGCAGCAUAACCUCCAACAGCAGCCACAGCAUCAUCAAUUGAAACGCAGACGCUUAAAAACACGUUCACGCAAUCGUUAAAUCGCCCGUCUAGAACAGUAUUGAUUUUCAUGCGGAAAUUUCAAUUUCAAUUUCGAUAUCGAUUUGUUUGAAAUUGAAAACCCCAUCCCCCCAAUUGAAGGUUUAUUUGGUUGGUUGGUUUGGUGGAGAUACCUACUACAAGGAAGGCCUAGAACAAAAAAACAACCUGGCAAACUGGCCUGGCUGCUGCUGCCUGUCAAGCUCUCCUAGCCGCCGUAUACAUUUAACGCCAGAACAUCAUCGCUUUGAUUUGUUCGUGGUGGUGGCGUUGGAAUCGUAUCACAUCUCAAUUCUGGUUGAUUUAAAUUUCCACACGAUCACAAUAAUUUGUCUUUCAAAAUGGAACUCAGUCAACCAAGAGACGUGUCGUUAUUACAUUCAUAUCAGCAAUGUCUAGAAUGUUGUUAUCGUUGUUGUUGUUGUAACAUUAGUUUGGAAGAAGACAAUGAUAAUUCAAGCCGUGCUGGCCGCAUUGCUGUUAAUAACACUAAUGUAAGGGUUGCUGCAGGAGCCAAGAAGCUGCGAAGCUGACAUUAUCUACUGCUCUAUGAAAAGGAAACAAAAUACAACAAGACAACAUAGCUAAAAAAAAUAAAGAAGAAGAAGAAAAAAAGAAGGACUUUUUUGAAAAAAAAAAAACGAGAAAAAGAAAUUACCAAAAAAAUAAAAGACUUUUUGUAUAAAAGAAAAAAACAACAAGUUAUUGAAAUAUAAAACACAAACAUUAAACCCAAAACUCGCUUGAAACCAAAAAAAAAAAAAGAAAUCAAAAAACGGAAAUUAAAAAAAAAACUAAUUUAAAAACGCACAUUUAUUUCAAAAUCCAAGAAAAACGAACAAAAAUUAUACAAAAAUGCAAAAAUACACUGUUCUCAAGGAUGCCGGCCUUCCGGCUGCAGCAUCUGAAGUACCGCUAAUGAACGGCCACACUGAUUCUCAACUCUCUGAACAAGAAGCCAUGGACAACAUGGACAAGGAGGAAACUCUAUCCAAAGAUACACCCACCUUACAGCAUUAUACGAAUAAGGCCAACAUUGCAAAAUUACAAUGGUGGAAUACACCAACACCUCGCCUUACCCUGGAUGCGUUCAAACAAACAACACCAACUCCUACUCCAAUCAUGCAGAAUGGCAUCAAUUCAUCCAAUCCAUCGCCGCCAUCUGCUAAUGGUGGCGAUGAUUUGUUGCGAAAAUCCUUUGAAAUGCAAAAUCAAAGCAGCACUCCGCCACAACAGCUGCAAACACCACGUUCUGUAUUUGGUGGCUCGGCUGGGGAUAAUUCUCCUCUGUCGAAAAGUGCCAGCAGUUCACGUCAUCGUCUAAAUCACCAAACCGCCGCAGGCCAUGCUCCUCAUCAUCACCAGUCUUCGAGCAGUGUUGAUAAUGCCUCACCUCGCAUUCGUCUAACCAAUCAAUUUAGCAUCGAAGAGGAACCCGAUCCUAAUAAACAGGACUCACAACUGCUUUUGAAUGAUACAAAACCAUGCACUGGUUUGCUGAAUCCCAACGAAGAAGAUGAAAUGAAAAUAACCGGCUAUCGCCGGUCAGUAAUGCGCACCGCCCUCUGUUGGAUGUGCAUUUGCCUGACCGGCGGUCUGUUGCGUUUGAUAUUGCAUUGGUGGCGUCAUUGGUAUCUAAUGGCCACCCAUGAAAUCUGCAGCUUGGAAGAAGCCGACAAAGUUCUGGUACAAGAAGAUUACAAGGGCAACCAUAAAAUUUACUAUGUCAAGGAGAUACAGAAUUUAGACAUUAAUACCUUGAGACAAGAACAGUUAAAGGCUGCCAAACAACAGAAAUCUUCAUCGCCUGCCAGAAAUCCGGCGACAUCGACGGCGGAAAGCAAUAAAGAAUCGAUGGCCAAUGGUUGUAAUAAUGUUGAGAUGGGCGAUGGUGCUAUUGCAACACUUAAUGAUUUGGAUGAAAGGAAUUUCCAUUUGUCAAUGCAUUUUGCAACGGGACAAUUUAAAUAUUGUACCAGUGCCCGGAUUUUCGUAUGCAAACAACUGCGCUAUGCCUGGAAUUCCCAAACGCAAACGUUUGACAAAUUGCAGGGUUUAGAUGUCGACGUUGCCAAUGCAUAUUUCCAUCAGCAACAUGGCUUGAGCCAACAGGAGAGAGUGGCCCGGCGUCUGGUCUAUGGGCCAAAUGAAAUAACAGUUCCUUAUAAAGAUGUGAAAACAUUGUUGUUCUUAGAAGUACUUAAUCCAUUUUAUGUAUUCCAAAUAUUUUCGGUGAUAUUGUGGUUCACCUACGAUUACUAUUACUAUGCCUGUGUCAUUGUGCUGAUGUCGGUGUUCGGCAUAACCAUGUCGAUAAUACAAACGAAAAAGAAUCAAGAUGCCCUCCGUGAGACGGUACAAAAUACAGGCACUGCCCUAAUUGUGGGUGAACGGGGCGAGGUCCACGAGGUGCCGACCCAACGUCUGGUGCCGGGUGAUAUCAUUGAAAUUCCCUCCAGUGGUUGUACAAUGCAAUGUGAUGCGGUGCUGUUGUCGGGCAAUUGUAUCCUCGAUGAGGCCAUGUUAACUGGUGAAAGUGUACCGGUUACCAAGACGCCACUGCCAUCGAAACGUGAUGUUGUCUUCGACAAAAAGGAGCAUGCUCGCCACACGCUCUUCUGUGGCACCAAAGUCAUACAGACCCGUUAUAUUGGUUCGGAAAAGGUGCUAGCCAUUGUCAUUAACACGGGCAAUAUAACGGCCAAAGGCGGUCUCAUACGUUCCAUAUUGUAUCCACCACCCGUUGAUUAUAAAUUUGAGCAGGACUCUUAUAAAUUUAUUGAGUUUUUGGGUUUAAUUGCCUUAAUUGGAUUCAUAUAUACGCUAGUCAGUAAGAUAAUGAGAAACAUAGAUGCCACCAAAAUAGCUGUUGAAUCAUUGGAUUUGAUAACGGUUGUUGUGCCUCCAGCCUUACCAGCUGCCAUGACAGUGGGCCGUUUUUAUGCCCAGAAGCGGUUGGAACGCAAUAAUAUUUAUUGCAUUUCGCCCAGAUCGAUUAAUGUUGCUGGCAGCAUCGAUUGUUGUUGUUUUGAUAAGACGGGUACCCUUACCGAAGAUGGCCUGGACAUGUGGGGUGUUGUACCCAAAUCGGCCACAAAUCAAUUUCAAAUUCCCAUCAAACAAAUCGAACGUCUACCCUUCGAUAAUUUCCUCUUUGGCAUGGUCACCUGCCAUUCGAUUACCAUCAUGAAUAACAAAAUGAUGGGUGAUCCUUUGGACUUGAAAAUGUUUGAAUCGACCGGUUGGAUACUGGAAGAUGCCCAAGGUGUGCCGGAUAAUCAGAAAUAUGGUUUGCUGCAUCCCACCGUGGUGAGGCCACCCAAAAAAGAAAUUCUCCCACAAAUGGAAGAAAAAAUGGUUGAGCGACAAUCUUCGGUGGAUGAUUUGUUAUCCGAUGUGGGUCUGCUGAAUGGUGAGGCUGUCAAUGAUCAUGGUAUUGUCCGGGAAUUCCCAUUUACCUCAAACCUACAACGUAUGUCGGUGAUAACUCGUCGCCUCAGCGAAAAACAUUUCAAUGUCUACUGCAAGGGAUCACCGGAAAUGUUACAGCAACUGUGCCUGCCCGAAAGUCUGCCCGACAACUUUUCCCAACAAUUAUCGGUGUAUGCCAAGCAGGGCUAUCGUGUCAUAGCCCUGGCCUACAAAUCUCUAAGUACCAAAGUUAAUUAUACCAAAGUACAACGUUUGCCUCGUGAAAGUGUCGAAAGUGAUUUGGAGUUUUUGGGUUUUGUGGUGCUGGAGAAUCGUCUGAAACCCGAUACCUCAGAGGUCAUUGAGGCCUUGACCAAGGCCAAUAUACGUUCGAUUAUGAUAACGGGUGAUAAUAUCUUGACGGCGUUGAGUGUGGCCCGUGACUGUGGUAUUGUCAGUACGAAUCAGCCGGUGGUAACGGUGAAUGUACGUCACAAAGCCGAUGCGGAUGGGGGAGAACAUCAACAUCAUCAUCAUCACCACCACCAUCAUCAUCACCAUUCGCAUCAACACAACGACACGGAUCACAGUAAUUAUGAGCUUUAUUAUACCCUGGAUUUGGGCAGUGCCUCGUGUGCCUCUACCUCAAUGACAAAUGGUAAAACUAACGGCACCCUCGCCUCAUCCAAUACCAAUGAUUCGUUGUAUGACACCAACUAUCAUCGCUUGAAUGGCGAUGUUGCCUCCCUGUCGAGUGCUGCCUCAAUUACCAUGCCAAACAGCAAAAGUUGUGGUAGUGUUGAAACUGUCGAUACCUGGACCCACAAUGACAUGGAGCUGGGUCUAAACUCACCCAUGGAUGCGGCCGAACCACCAUCAUCAUUGUUGGACAAGAAUUGGCGUGACAACUAUCGUUUCGCCAUGGUCGGCAAGACAUGGCAAAUUGUCAAGGACCACUUUCCCGAUCUGCUACCCAAUUUCCUGACACGUGGUGUCAUCUAUGCCCGCAUGUCGCCCGAACAAAAACAAGCCCUUGUCGUGGAGCUGCAAAAUCUCGACUAUUGCGUGGCCAUGUGUGGCGAUGGUGCCAACGAUUGUGGUGCCUUAAAGGUCGCCCAUACGGGCAUAUCCCUAAGUGAAACUGAAUCUUCAAUUGCCUCGCCGUUUACCUCGCGCAAUCCCACCAUAGCUGCCGUACCGAAUGUCAUCAAAGAGGGUCGUGCCGCCCUGGUCACCUCAUUUGGCAUCUUCAAAUACAUGGCUGCCUAUUCGAUGGUACAAUUUGUAUCGGUCAUGAUUUUGUAUUCCAUCGAUUCGAAUCUAACGGACAAACAGUAUUUAUACAUUGAUCUGGGUUUAAUAUCCAUCUUUGCAUUUUUCUUCGGGAAAACGGAAUCGUUUAAUGGACCAUUGGUUAAACAGGUGCCGCUGUCAUCGUUGAUAUCGCUGACACCGCUGGCUUCGAUCGUCUUGCAUUUGUUGGUGGUUAUUGCAUUCCAAGUAGCGGGCUGGUUCCAUGUUCACCAACAGGAAUGGUUCGAACCCUUCGUCUAUAGCAGCGACGAACAUUUAGGCUGUUGGGAAAACUACACCAUGUUUGCCAUAUCCAGUUUCCAGUAUAUCAUUUUAGCUUUUGUCUUCUCCAAAGGUGCUCCAUAUCGUCGGCCGAUCUGGUCAAAUAUACCCUUCUGUUUGACGCUCAUUGUUAAUAUAUGUAUUGUUAUCUACCUCAUUAUCUAUCCACCGGCAUGGUUGUCUGAAUUUUUCCAAUUGAUACUGCCGCCCGAAAUGGAUUUCCGCUAUUGGAUGUUGAUAUAUGGUGCUGCCGCAUUUGUGGCUCAUGUGGCCAUCGAAACGCUAAUUGUGGAAUAUUGUCUCUUUAAGAAGUUCCAGGCGAAACGUGAUCGUGAUGUGAAGACAUCGAAACGUCGUUACAUGCAAAUUGAAUACGAUAUGAAAUUCUAUCAGAAUUGGCCACACAUUAGCGAGGUUGUUGAGUCGAUGCCAGUGGAAAAGAAACAGAGUAACAUAAAUCCGGCCUAUUUUGAAAUAAGUGCCGAGCAAAAUUUCGAUACACCGGUGUCGGAUGAAAACAAUCCCUUGAAUAGUUUCUUUGAUGUGGAAACGUCAACAACACCAACGCCACAGCUGGAACAACAAUAUGGUGUGCCAACAUCUCAGUUCUUCAAUGCAAACACAGACGACGGUGCAGCAGCAGCAGCAGCAACAGCGGCAAAUGUUGCAAAUAUUUAGAGAAUUUAUUUAAAAAUAUAGAAAGAAGAAGAAAACCCUCUUUCCCUUUUCUUUUUUAGAAGAAGGAUAGCAUACUUAUUAAGUGUAAAAGUCAAGUUAAAUUGUAUAUUAAGGAAUGAAUGAAAAAAAAAAAGAAACCAACAACAGAUAGUUCAAUUUUGUAGAAAUAUUUAUAUUAUUUUGUACUUAUAAAGAUUAAAACAAAAGAUAUCAAACAAAAAUUAAUGCCGAGAAACUUACUACCAUUAUUAGCAACA